CCGGGGCCGCUGCGCGGCGAGGGCGGCGGUGAGGCCGAGGGGCCGACACCAUGAACCGCAGUUUCCACAAGUCUCAGACCCUGCGCUUCUACGACUGCAGCGCGGUGGAAGUCAAGAGCAAGUUUGGGGCUGAAUUCCGAAGGUUCUCCUUAGACCGUCAUAAGCCUGGGAAGUUUGAAGAUUUCUACCAGCUGGUUGUGCACACCCAUCACAUCUCCAACACUGAUGUGACGAUCGGCUACGCAGAUGUGCAUGGGGACCUGCUGCCUAUCAACAACGAUGACAAUUUCUGCAAAGCGGUCUCGAGUGCGAAUCCCCUGCUCAGAGUCUUCAUCCAGAAACGAGAGGAGGCAGACCACUACAGCUUCGGGGCAGGCACGCUGUCGCGGAAGAAGAGAGUGCUGGUGACUCUGCGGGACGAGGGUCUCCGCCGGCGCGCCCACCUGGACAUCGGCAUGCCACAUGACUUCCGCCCGGUGUCCUCCAUCAUCGACGUGGACAUCCUCCCCGAGACUCACCGCCGGGUGCGCCUCUACAGACACGGCUGCGAGAAGCCACUGGGCUUCUACAUCCGAGACGGGACCAGUGUGCGGGUAACGCCCCAGGGGCUGGAGAAGGUCCCGGGCAUCUUCAUUUCCCGCAUGGUGCCCGGGGGCCUGGCGGAGAGCACCGGGCUCCUCGCUGUGAAUGACGAGGUGCUGGAGGUCAACGGGAUCGAGGUGGCCGGGAAGACGCUGGAUCAGGUCACAGACAUGAUGAUUGCCAACAGCCACAACCUCAUCGUCACCGUCAAGCCUGCCAACCAGAGGAACAACGUGGUCCGCAGCAGCCGCACGUCGGGCAGCUCUGGCCAGUCCACGGACAGCACCGCCAGCCACCACAGCCUGCAGGCCGCCCACGUCCUGCAGAACUUCCACCUGGAGGAGAUGGAAAGUGAUGAGGAAGCCGACAUUGUCAUCGAAGGGGCUCUGGAGUCUCAACACGUCCCCAAGGCUCAGGGCCUCGUGCGGGCCAAUGGCGCGGGGCUGGCCCACAGUCUGCAGCGGGACCUGGGCCUGCACAACUCCGGGAGGGAGAGCAAUGGCAGCAUUCACAAACUGCUCAGCUCCCUGAAGCCAGACCCUCGCCACACACUGGUCCUCCCACAAGGAGGGGUAGAGGAGCACGGGCCGGCCGUCACGCUGUAGGAGCCGGCCCCCGGCCUUGGACGGGCGGACGUCCCAGACCGGGUUGCCUCAGACCUGUGGUUGAGGGGAGCUGGCGACACUCAGAUACACAGGGAUUUCAGCAGUAAGUUUUCAAAGGGAAGUCUUUCAAAUGUUACCAAUUUUUAAAUAAUUGUGUACGUUGCCCCCUCAUUCCCACAGCCUUAUUUCAGCUUUUAGACAGGAACUGAAAAUACCGUAUUUUUAUAGGAUUUCUCCAAAGAAUCUAAAAUGCACAAACAUGCACAAGCCUAAGUGCAUGCCCCAGAAAGGCAGAAAGUAUUUUUAAACUAUAAAAAUUAAUGCUUUUAAACUUGUGUGAAAAUACCAUGCUGCUGGAGCUCUGCUGACCUCAGCACGGCUUGGACAAGACAGACUUUCUGAGGGCAGACGCGGCCUUGCCGGGACAGGCGAGGCCACAGCAGGAGGACUCGAUGCUCAGAAAAGCCACUGGGCAUCCAUCGAGAAUCGCCGGUGGCCCAGCACCCGCCUGCGGCUGCAGCGCCAUCCUACCACUAUACCCUCACGCAGCCAUCUCCAGUGAAGGAAGCCAGGGCCACUGCUCGCUGGAAGCGUGAUUAAAAACCAGUGUCUACUCUGAAGCUGUCCAGUUGUCCUUGGGUCAGCUGGCUCUGGGGCACUUUUUAAGCCAAAAUGAGAGAGGACACUGUGAAGCCUCUGUGUUCACUCAUGUGGAUGUAUGCUUUGUUAUCUUACUUUUAGAACAUCUAGUUCUUUUUAAAAGUCACUGCUAUGCUACGCUCACUUCCAUUCCUAGCAUAGUGCUCAGUGGGCAUGAGUUCUUUGAACUAUAAAGUCACAUGGAACUUGAUAGAUUUGACAGACGUUAGAUUCAUUGUCAUUUUUAUUUGACCUUUGAAGUUUAUUCUUGACUCAACUAGCUGUCAGUGUGUUUUCCUCCUGAAUACAAUGUCAGGAAGAAAAUGUCACAUUAAUUCUUUGAGAACAAACUAGCUGAAAGAAUCCUUGGUGUAAAUACAGGUAAGAGUAUUUUCCAGGUUUUUCUGGCAGGUAGACCUACCUGUUGCUCUUAUGGUCCAGCACCACCUGCUGGCCAGCAGCAGAAAUGCCCUGCUCUCAUGUCAGCCAUAAACUGCACAUCUCAUCAUUUGUCUUCAUUAAGUAAAAAGAACAUGAUUUUCCUUUUAUUGAUCAGAAGUAGCUUUUGCUGAAAAGUGUUUCCUGGGCCUGGGUCUGAGUUCCAUUAGCGUACUAAGGAUUCUUGACUGCUUGUUCAUGGGAACAAGAUGCUCCCUAUGAAGUCUCAGUAUGGGUCCAGACCUCCAAAUGCAUGGUCUUUGAAGCACUUCAAAAGCACAGCAUUUGUUCUUGGGACAGUUAUAAGCAAGUUUUUUACUAAGUAAACAAGCAUUACAUAAUUUGAACUCUUGACAUUCACCUACUAUUAGAAAUGUUCCAAUAUAAAUUAUUGCUGGUUGAAUAUGUUUUAUUAAACUGGGUUUGCUACCAAGACAAAAAGUUACAUUUCUUACCAUGUUUUAAGUUGUUCAGCAACUGUGAAUCUUUUUUUAAGGAGAAAAAGAGGCUUUAUAUGCUGUUGCUUUAAUUGUAGGAAUUGUGAGCUGCUUGGAGUGGCUGCUUGAGUGUAUUUUUCUACCAAGAUUUAUAAUGAUCUGCCAUUUUCUCAUUUAAAAAAUGUCAAUAUAUAUUAAAGUUUCUUUGGUUUUA
This is a messenger RNA of Dipodomys spectabilis (banner-tailed kangaroo rat), 2915 nucleotides long. RefSeq names its product par-6 family cell polarity regulator gamma (gene Pard6g). The record is from RefSeq and is a predicted model, not a curated record. The transcript has 3 exons. Lineage: Eukaryota; Metazoa; Chordata; Mammalia; Rodentia; Heteromyidae. The coding region runs from base 51 to 1187 and encodes 378 amino acids. Gene Ontology annotation, biological process: establishment or maintenance of cell polarity; centrosome cycle; regulation of cellular localization. Gene Ontology annotation, molecular function: protein kinase C binding. Gene Ontology annotation, cellular component: apical plasma membrane; nucleus; cell cortex.